Molecule: messenger RNA, 785 nt
Organism: Pocillopora damicornis (cauliflower coral)
Lineage: Eukaryota; Metazoa; Cnidaria; Anthozoa; Scleractinia; Pocilloporidae
Source: RefSeq, a predicted model, not a curated record
UACUAAGCUGAUUAUAUCUGCUACCUUUUCAGGCUAAAGAGAAGGAGAACCAAACACCACGUAAUAUGUCAAUUUCGGGAGGCCAACAUACAUUUUAUCUGUAUACGACUGAGUUGGCUACGUCGGAUGACGGUUUUGUAGGGAACUCGACUUUUAAGUUCCAUCAACUUACGGUAGGUUCUACUUAUCGCUUUUGGAGCGCAGUCAGCAACAAAAAUGGUGGUGUUAUGAAGAGGAGUCCCAGUGAAAACAUAGUGAUUUGUGGUGGAACUUUUGAGGAGCCUGAUGAUACUCACAUACAGGUCAUUGAUGUGAAUAAUAAGUCACCGAAUAAAAGCAAUGCUGUGGCCCUUCUAUUCACGGACACAAAGCUAAACAAGCAGUAUGCAAUGAAAGGAAUUGGAUGCGGACAAGAAAUCCAAACCGAAGAAAUUUCUUUGCACGAUGACGAAAGCGAUAUCUUUGAGCCUGACUAUUUCUGGAGCUACACCAUGCUCAAACACGUCAAAACCGGCUGCUAUGUGGGAUGUGACUACACUGGAAAAGUGACUUUGGUGGAAAAUUCAAAGCCCGAAUUUCCUAACGCUGAGAUUCUGUUCAUCGCCAAUGCACCUUAAACUGAUUUACACAGCAGAAGACUCAGUGGUGGGUGUUCUGAGUGAAGUCAGCUCACUAUUUGACCAUUUUGAUCCGCCUGUGAGGCACUGAAAUAUUAGAUGAGACUACCGUCUACAUUCGUUAAUCUGUUUUUAAUCAAGUAAAUAAAGUACUCUUAUCACAAAUAG